Acipenser ruthenus (sterlet) is the source of this 2612-nucleotide messenger RNA. Its product is annotated as alkaline ceramidase 1-like. Gene Ontology annotation, biological process: ceramide metabolic process. The record is from RefSeq and is a predicted model, not a curated record. NCBI's taxonomy places the organism in Eukaryota, Metazoa, Chordata, Actinopteri, Acipenseriformes, Acipenseridae. The coding region runs from base 623 to 1423 and encodes 266 amino acids. Gene Ontology annotation, molecular function: hydrolase activity, acting on carbon-nitrogen (but not peptide) bonds, in linear amides. The transcript is spliced from 6 exons. Gene Ontology annotation, cellular component: membrane.
UCAUUGAAUUUCUGUUCUAUACAGGUGUGCAUAAACAGAACAACGUGCAUACCGGUAUAAAAGGAGAAAUAAUUGGGUGGAUACUGCAUUUAAAAAACAAAACACGGGAGUGACAGUUUCUUCCUGGCGACAUAGUUUAUUUGUUUGUCACAGAGGGAGAUUAGAGUUUCCAGUUUCAGUGAAACCGGUCUGUACGUUCAUUCAUUUUUCAUUGUGUGCUUGCUGCACCGUUUGCAUGGUAAGUACAAGCUACAACACCCGGCUCUUCUAUGUAAGUUGCUUUAUUUUCUGUAAGCCGUAAAAUAUUGAACUUUUAUCCUAGAAAAACGUUAUUAAUCCUGUGUUACAUAUUACAAUCAUCGCUAUCUAUUCAUUUAGUGUUAAACUAUUGCCUAUGUAUGUGCAUCUGUACAUAAGCACGUAAGUACUUCACAUUUUGAGGUCUAGUAGUGCUUUGAAUCACAGUUAAUAAAACGUAGCAAGUCUUCAACACUUUUUUGGAAACACGACGUCAGAAUCUCCCCGCAUUGUUGUGUGUAUGUAGCCCGUGAUUCCCCCUGUGGGUCCGCGUGUGUUUGAAGGAGGAGUCGUUUCCUCUUCAGUCCUGGGCAGCGCUGGCGAGAUGGCUGGGGUCUUUGCCUAUCAGAGCUCCGAGGUGGACUGGUGUGAGGAUAAUUACCAGCACUACGACACUGUGGCCGAGUUCUACAACACGGUCAGCAAUGUGAGCUUCUUCAUCUUCUCCCCGAUCAUGAUGUACCUGCUGCACCCCUACGCCCGGGAGAGGACCAGGGCAGUGCACCUCGUCUGGCUCAUGAUGAUGGUCGUAGGUGUGUUCUCCGCAUACUAUCACAUGACUCUCAGCUACAUGGGUCAGAUGCUGGACGAGCUCUCCAUCCUUUGGGUCCUAGCCAUUGGCUACACACUGUGGUUUCCACGGCGACUCUUCCCAGCAUUCAUUAGGAGCAGGAGUCAGUUUGCAUGCCUGAUGUUUUUGGCAGCCACCAUCAGCACUCUGUCCUCCUUUGCCAAGCCCACCAUCAACGCUUACGCACUCAACUGCGUUUCUCUGCACAUUCUCUACAUCCUGCAGCUCGAGCUCAGGAGCUGCAGUGACCCGCGGAUCCACAGGCUCGCCCUGGUCACUGUGGCCUGGUGGGCUUUAGCCAUCUCCUGCUGGCUGAGUGACCGCCUGCUGUGCAGCUUCUGGAAGAGAAUCCACUUCUGCUACCUGCACAGCUUCUGGCACGUUCUCAUCUCGGUGGCCUCUGCUCACGGCUGUGCCCUCUUUGCGUACUUCGAUGCCCAGUCCGAGAUCCCAGAGGCCAAGCCUGAGCUGCGUUACUGGCCAGAGAACCGCUGGAACCUGGGAAUGCCCUACCUGUCUGUGAGGGAGGGGUCCACACAGCGGAAGCAGUGCUGAUCUUCCCUGCUGGGGGGGGGGCACACACACACUCACACACGCCCUGCCUGAUACAGAAGAGUCGGGCAAAACCAACCUCAUCUAAAGGGAGCGGCACACCGCUUUAAUUCUGUUUGGCUUUUGUGACUUGACUGAUAGUUGUCAUAAUAAGAAAGCUUUUAAUGCAGAAGUAUUUUUCUGGUUGCACCUGUGGAUUUGGAAAUAGACAACACUUAGCAACAAUCAAUUUGUAAAUAUUUUAAUGCGCUGAUUUAUUAUUAGUGAGAAGAAAAAAAAAAACAGAUUUGUACAGAUAAAUAUCAGAGAGCUUUAGAUUCUCAUUGUGAUUGAAAUACCGAUCAAUGUUUCAGGCUCUCACUUUGUACUGGCACAGCAAUGCGUGUGUGCGUUUCAUUUUUAAUACCACUAAUUAUUACUAUUAUUAUUAUUAUUAUUAUUAUUAUUAUUAUUAUUAUUAUUAUUAUUAUUAGAUGUCGUUUCAUCAUUUACAUGUAUUAUUUUUUAAGAACAGAACUGUGAUGUGUGUUGGUGGGAGCUGAUCUCUUUUUCUAUGUUAUUUAUCGGUGGAAAAUGUCACAAUAACAGAGAACCUCAGGACACUUACCACUGCUAAACCCUGGAAGCCUGUGCUAUAUGUUAUGCAGUCAUAGUGUUUUAUUGUAUUUGGGUAGGAACAGCAGUUUUACCUUCUCUACAGAAACAUUGAGUAUUACACAGUGGUCCUGGCUCGGCUGCACACAGUAUUGUAAUGGAGUGCCCAUGUGUGUGCUGGUGUGAAAACACUAGGGAGGGGCGAUACUCAGAAAAUGAUGUAAAUUAGCCAGGACCUUGUUCACUGUCCAGUUUGUUUGCAUAUACAUUUUCAACCUUGCCUUUGAACACAUGCUUGCAUCAGCCCUGUGCAUGCUUCUAUCACCGCUUACAGCAAUAGGAGGUUAUUAAUGACAUGUUCAAGCUGGAAGAAAGCACUGAUGCCAAUAUGAUGAAAACUGCACUGCAUUUUAUUCUGUGUCUCAAUGUCACAAAAGCUAAAGUAUUCAUUGAUAAGGCCUGUGUACAAAAUGUCACCACAGUGAAUGUAUUUCUGUAUUUUUAAAUACCGAGACACCAAGAAAACACAACUGACUUCUCACUGUGUCCACUGUUGUAACAUCUGAAAUAAAAAAAAAACAUUUUUAAUACAAAGCUG